Molecule: messenger RNA, 3431 nt
Organism: Molossus molossus (Pallas's mastiff bat)
Lineage: Eukaryota; Metazoa; Chordata; Mammalia; Chiroptera; Molossidae
Product: zinc finger protein 596-like
Exons: 7
Coding region: 267-1832 (521 amino acids)
Biological process (GO): regulation of DNA-templated transcription
Source: RefSeq, a predicted model, not a curated record
CGCCUGCCCGGUGCCCCGGGGGACCCCGAGGAGAGGGGAGCGAGGGCUCCGGAGAGGGGGCCUCAGAAGACCCGCCUCGGCUCCCGGUGCAGCGGCUCGGCGGACGCAGGGAGGACCCCAGGCCCCGAUGGCGUGCGAACCGGGUCUCCGUGCCCCGCCCGCGCCCUGGGAGCCGCGUUGAAGCGCCUGCACCGUCCGCGCUUUGCCUCCUGUUGCCUGGACUGUGCCAGUGAAAACCCAGAGGACGGUUGGCAGCUGAGCUAGAGAUGAUGGGGUCCCAGGAAGCAGUGUCCUUCGAGGAUGUCGCUGUAGAAUUCACCCAGGAAGAGUGGGCCCUGCUGGACACAUCCCAGAGAAAACUAUUCGCUGAUGUAAUGCUGGAGAGCAUCAGGCAUCUGGUCUCGAUUGGCGGUCAGCUCUACAAAUCAGAUGUGAUUUCCCAUUUGAAGGAGGGAGAGCAACUUUCAAGAGAAGAGAUGGGUGUUGUGCAAGGCCAGAGUCCAGUCAUUUCAGAUAGGAGAGAUGAUUUUAAAAAACAAGAAAUGAUAUCCACUCAACAUUUCUACAAGAAGGACACAUCCCUAAUCAGUGCAGUGAGAUUUUACAAUCAAGAAGAUCCGUUUGAAUGUAAUGAUUUGGGAGACAAUUUUACUGAAAUCUUAACAUUGACUCAGUGUGUGAUACCUCACAUGGGAAAGAAACCCCAUAUUAUACAAGAAUUUAAAAAACUGAUCAGUUACUUUAAUCAACAUAAACUGAUUGACACUAGAAGUAAAGUGUAUAAAUGUCAGCGUGGGAGAGCUCUGAUUCACCGCUUUGCUGUUAGACAACACAGUAAGAUUCAAGAUGGGGAGAAAACAUUUGAAUGCCACGUAUGUGGAAAAGCCUUCAGUAACAGUUCUAACCGUAGACGACAUGAGAUGAUUCAUACUGGAGUGAAACCACAUGAAUGUCAUCUGUGUGGGAAGGCCUUCACCCAUUGUUCUGACCUUAGAAAACAUGAAAGAAUUCACUUUGGAGAGAAACCAUAUGGAUGUAAUCUAUGUGGGAAAACCUUCAGUAAAAGUUAUAACCUUAGGCGACAUGAGAUGAUUCAUGCUCGAAAGAAACCACAUGGAUGUCAUCUGUGUGGGAAGGCCUUCACUCAUUGUUCUGACCUUAUAAAACAUGAAAGAACUCACUUUGGAGAGAAACCAUAUGGAUGUAAUCUAUGUGGGAAGACAUUUAGUAAAAAUUCUUACCUUAGACAACAUGAGAGAACUCACAAUCAAGAGAAACCACAUGAAUGUCUUCUAUGUGGGAAGGCCUUCACUCAUUGUUCUCACCUUAGAAAACAUGAAAGAACUCACACUGGAGAGAAACCAUAUGGGUGUCAUCAAUGUGGAAAAGCUUUCACUGAUUCUUCUGUCCUCAGACGACAUGAGAGAACUCAUACGGGAGAGAAGCCAUAUGAAUGUCACUUAUGUUGGAAAGCCUUCACCGAUUCUUCUGUUCUUAGACGACAUAAGAGAACUCACACUGGAGAGAGACCAUACGAAUGCCACCUAUGUGGAAAAGCCUUCAAUCACUCUUCUGUCCUCAGACGACAUGAGAGAACUCACACUGGAGAGAAACCAUAUGAAUGCAAUAUAUGCGGUAAAGCCUUCAACAGAAGCUAUAACUUUGGACUACAUAAGAGAAUUCAUACUGGAGAGAAACCGUACAAAUGUUAUCUAUGUGGAAAAGCCUUCAGUAAAUACUUUAACCUUAGGCAACAUGGGAAAACUCACGCUGUAAAGGUUAUAAAUGUGGAAGAUUCACCACCCAUCCUUUCAAACUCUAAGCACUCAUGACGACUCACACAUUGAAAAAAGCACUGUAAUCAAUGUGGAAGAGCCUUUAUUCAUUCUUAUUUCAUUCAAUUGAAGUUAAUUCUAAGUGGGGAGAAUCUAUAUGUAUGGCAUUUACUUGACAAACUAGACAAUGGGCUUACCUGGAGAAUUCAGACUGUAAAAGAAUGAAUGUAUAAGGAUUUUUAUACACAGUUCUGUUAAAGAAAAUGGAGAAAUCGGAGGUUGGCUAUGGUGGAUGAAGUUAGGGGCAAAAUGCCGACAGUAUGGCCAGGGGGGUGUGGCGGUGUGGUGGCAGCUGAGCCUGGAUAGAGCCCUGGGGAGUCUGCUUCUGAGCAGGUAGCUGCAGUAGGCAUGGGCCAGGAGACUGGAGGUGGGGAGGCUGGGACCUGCAUGCCCUCAGUAUAAUAGGAUCUUGACUCCAUCCUGGACCGUGAGACACUGCUGGCUAGAGCCACUGUCACCAUACACGUGGGGGAGGGUGCUGUGGCAGGGAUUCUGGAGCGCUUCAUUCUUAGACCAGAUCUGAAUCUGUCCUAGGGCUGACCCUGACCUCUGAGUCCUGUCCAGAUCCAGGAUUCUGUCUAGGAGCUGGAACUGACAAGAGUUCUUUCCUGGUUCCAGCCCACCACACAGUUUGACCAAAACACCUUGCAAGCAAGGUCUCUGCCGGGAGUUGAUCCCAGUCAGGAGCCAGGACACAUUUCUAACUCAGAUCUGAAUUGAGACUCUAGAAUGGAAAUCUAUCAACCCAAGCCCUGGAUCUCAGCUGGGACUAAACAAGAAUUGGGUGAGAUGGAAUGAGAACAAUUAAGUGCUACUAACUUGAUUAAGGUGAGGCCAGCUGGCAUGAAUUAGACCCGUAGUGGCUUUGGAUGUUCUCUGUGCAAGUGCUUUCACAAGCUUCUUGCCAUGUCCUCCUUAGUGACAGGGCAGCGACCAAAAUCUGAGACCUCUCAGCCAGAUAAAAGAUUUAGUUAAUGAAUCUAACCCAUGAAUGAUUGGGGAGGGGGAUGGAGAAAUUCUGUGUGUGCAAUCAAUGUAGAAAUGCCUUGGUUUAUCAUUUAUUUUUUAAACAUGUUAGUAAACCGCACAAAGGAGAUAUCCCAGCUCUGUAAUCAUUGUGCUGUUCAGCUAAGCACCACGCUUGAUGUGCACAAGAACAUUUAGUGUCAGCUGCUAAAACAGGUUAAGUGGAAAAAUUCACUACUAGGAGGGCAAAGCCUCUUGAAAAUUAGCAGAUAAUCUAUCUUGGAAAAGUGAUUUUAUGAAAAUUGGCAAAAUGUUUAUUAAUCAACAUUUGUACAACAGGUGAGAGUUCACACUUGAACAUUCAGUGUCACAAAUGAAAUAUUUUCAGUGACUUCUCAUUACUUAGCAUUAAUUAUCUCACAUUGAAUAAGUGGAUAAACAUUCCGGUGGGUUUUACAUUAGGAAUUUGGGACUGAAGAAAAAUUCUAGAUUUUAAGCAUAAAAGUCAAACUACAAUGAUUAAUACCGGAAAAAUGCAGGCAUUAAUUGGUAGUAAAAAUUAAACAGAUUGGUUAAAUUCCAGUUUUCUUUAUACUAAUACAAACACACGUAUUUGGGUCACUUAUAAAA